Molecule: messenger RNA, 1365 nt
Organism: Endocarpon pusillum Z07020
Lineage: Eukaryota; Fungi; Ascomycota; Eurotiomycetes; Verrucariales; Verrucariaceae
Exons: 2
Coding region: 1-1365 (454 amino acids)
Biological process (GO): regulation of glucose metabolic process; protein phosphorylation
Cellular component (GO): mitochondrion
Molecular function (GO): pyruvate dehydrogenase (acetyl-transferring) kinase activity
Source: RefSeq, a predicted model, not a curated record
AUGGCAGACCUGCUAUGUAGAGGUUGGAGACCCAUUUUGAGGGUGAGGUCAGAAAGAGUUCGAUGGUACACAUCAGUGGCAUCAUUUCCUCCUGCGGUACCCACCUGGUCACAUCCUCCUUCCUCUACACAGAUUUCGGACGAUGAGAUCAACAGACUGGCUACCCGGCCCAGGAGGCCGGUAACGCUCGCAGAUCUUGUGAAGCAUGGAAGGCCUCCACUAUCACCGGAUGCCCUGCUCUCAUCCGCGAACUAUACUCUCGCUUUGCUGCCCCCCAGAUUAGCGCAUCGAAUACAGUGUCUCCGCAAUCUACCAUUCAUAGUCGUCUCUAAUCCGCACAUCUCGCAAAUAUACAACAACUACCUCCAUUCCAUAUCUACACUGCUUCCUUAUCACAAGCGUCAUAUCACUACUUUACAGGAGGAAGAGCAAUUCACCGAGACCAUGGCAGACCUUGUUCAUACUCACAACAACACGAUACCAAUACUUGCACGUGGCUUUCUUGAGUGUAGAAAAUAUAUUACCCCCUCAGAGGUCACCAAGUUCCUGGAGCAGCAUCUCCGUGCACGAAUUGGAACCCGCCUGAUCGCGGAACAGCACAUUGCGCUCCACAUGGCAUCCCAGCCUGGCUCAUACGAAGAGAAAGGCGUAUCUCCGUACAUAGGAGUUAUUGAUACUGCACUUCGUCCAGCGGAAAUCAUCCGUAACUGCGAUGCAUUUGUCUGCGAGAUCUGUGAGCUCAAAUAUGGCGUGCGGCCAUCACUUAUUCUCAAUGGUGAGGUGGAUGCAGAGUUUGCGCAUGUGCCUGUCCAUCUCGAAUAUAUUGUGACAGAGCUUUUGAAAAAUGCCUACAGGGCGACAGUAGAGUCGGGUAAUGAACGAAAACCGGUUGAAAUCACUAUUGCGGCUGCCCCCAAUGCGCCCCAUACAAAGCUUGAAGCUUUGAAGAACUUGCUCGUUAGCCAGGAUACCUCGCAUGAUUUUUCUCAAGAAGGCUUGACGGAGUAUUGCAAUACAGAGGGUGAUGCAAUACCAUUGAAUUCUGCAGCGCAGAGUAUCACAAUCCGCAUCCGAGAUCAAGGAGGUGGGAUAGCACCAGACAUUUUGCCCAAUAUCUGGGCAUUCAACUUCACCACUUUCAGCAACAACCAAACCUCCAACACCGAUAACGACAAUAUUGAUGCUCUUAAUGCCAUCUCUGGUAGUGGUGGAGGCAAUUCGAGCAGCAUCGCUGGUCUUGGCUAUGGCCUGCCACUAGGUCGAGCCUAUGCCGAAUACUUCGGGGGAGGUAUAGCUGUGGAGUCGCUCUAUGGUUUUGGCACAGAUGUUUACCUCAGCCUGCAGGGUGUCGGCAAGAUAUCUUGA